UAAUAAGUCGAUGAACUUUUGACUUUGUGUUGAAUCAAAUGGGACCGCAAUCUUGAAGCAAUCUAGUAGCGAACAACGAAAAAUCCAAGGUUUUGUGUAGAAAUAUAGCAGGUAUAAAGCUACGGUUUUGAUCACACCCAAUGAGUAAACAAUGCAAAGAACUUGGAUUAAUAACCAUCCCAUAUCGGAUCGAAUCGAAUCAAAGUUGAUUGGUUAAAUGUAUAAGCAGUUCUUGUUCGUGUCCCCCAAAAGAUCUUGUCCUCCAACACCCAUGACAGAAUUUCUCAUCUUUUCAAAUGCCCCCUUCUGGAUCCGAGAGGGAUAAAUCCCCUUCAAUUUUUAACUGGUUUGUGCUUUUGUGGAAGCUUUGUUUCUUGGAAAUGGCUAUUGUUAUCAGCGUGCUGUUGUUGAGAGCUCUUAUCUUGUUCAUCUGGUUGGUUUCCUCUGCAUUUGGAGAGAGAUCGUUGAGCUGUGAUUCCACGUCGCCUGAUGCCUUCGGCUUCCAUUGCAAUGGAAACGAGGCUCUGGUGCAGUGCGGAACAUUUGCAGUUCUUUUCGCGAACUCGCAGUUUUCGUCUCUCUUUAACCUCAGCUUUUACUUGGGGAUCAACCAAUUUGCCAUUGCUGAAAUCAAUGGCUUCUCUGCUGACACAGAGUUGCUUCCUUUAAACCAGCCUUUGCUGAUACCCAUUGAGUGUAAGUGCAAUGGCAGCUUCUUCCAAGCUGGGUUGACAAAAACUGCCAUUAAAGGAGAGAGCUUUUACAGUAUUGCUGAAUCACUGGAGGGGUUAACAAGUUGCAGAGCAAUAAAGGAGAAGAAUAUGGGGGUGUCGCCGUGGGGUCUCGGUGACUCCGCUCGGUUACUGAUACCAAUGAGAUGUGGCUGUCCAUCUUCCUAUGCAGGUGGUGGUCCAAAGCCAAGGCUCUUGAUUUCCUACCCUGUGAGACAAGGUGACACACUUUCCAAUUUAGCUACAAACUUCAAUACAACUCCUGAAUCUAUUAUAUCUGCUAAUAGCAGAUCCUUAGCUACCUUCAAACCAGAAAGGCUUGAACCGUUUUCAACCCUUCUGAUUCCGGUGAAUGGUGAGCCGAUCCUCGGUUCUUUGGUGAAACCGCAUCGGCCCGAUUUACGUUCUCCUUCCACCAGCAUCCCCUCAAUCAACUCACGCAAGAAUACAGCAAAAAUGGUGCAUUUUGGUGUUUACAUUGCACUUGGUGGUGUCAUACUUGGGGUGAGCAUUGCUGCAAUGGCAUGCUUUUUGGUAAUCAAGCUGAAGAAAAACAAGCAGAAGAAGACACAGAAGUCAUAUGAAAGAGGUGAAAUGGAGCUACAACAGCUUAGUCUCAGUAUUAGAACGGCAAGCGACAAGAAAUUCUCUUUUGAGGGAUCUCAAGACACUUUUGAUAGUCACCUCCUGGAAUCAAAUGCAAGCAAGAUGCUCAUUGCGAUGUACACAGUUGAGGAGAUCAGGAGAGCGACCGAGAAUUUCAAUACGAGUAAUCAGAUAGAGGGAUCGAUGUAUCAAGGACGUCUCAACGGGAAGAACAUGGCGAUCAAGAGGACGGAGAACGAAACCGUCUCCAAGAUUGAGUUUAGCCUUUUACAUGAUAUCAAACAUCCUAGCAUAUUGAGGCUUUUGGGAAUAUGUUUAACCGAGGAUCCUGAUUCGUUUCUGGUUUUCGAGUAUGCAAAAAAUGGAUCGUUGAAGGACUGGCUUCACGGUGGAUUGGCAAUGAAAAACCAGUUCAUCACCUCUUGCUAUUGCUUCUUAACAUGGAGUCAGAGACUGCGGAUCUGUCUGGACGUCGCAGCCGGGCUACAGCAUAUGCACCACGUUAUGAAACCGGUUUACGUUCACCGCAACGUAAAGAGCAGAAACAUUUUCUUAGAUGAGGAUUUCAAUGCAAAGAUUGGGAAUUUUGGAAUGGCAAGAUGUGUUCAAAAUGAGAUUGAAGACCCCAAAUUCUGUUCUUCCAAUCCAGCCUCUUGGAGCUUGGGUUAUUUGGCUCCUGAGUACAUUCACCAAGGUAUAAUUUCCCCAACCAUUGAUAUAUUUGCUUAUGGGGUUGUUCUGUUGGAGGUUUUGUCUGGUAAAACACCAAUAACAAAGCCAAAUGCCAAAGGAGAAGGCAGUGUAUGGCUAACAGAGAAGAUCAAGGCCAUCAUGGAAUCAGAUAAUGCAGCAGAUGAACUGAGGGAAUGGAUGGACAGUGCAUUGGGGGAUAGCUAUGCACUUGAUGCUGCUUUCAAAUUGGCAAAACUUGCCAGAUCUUGUGUCGAGGAAGACCAUUCGUUGCGUCCGAGCGCAGCAGAAGUUUUCGACAGGUUAUCGAGAUUGGUCGAAGAAUUGCCCGAAGGCGAUCAGAGCGUAAGCUGCGAAAGCUCCACAAAGCCUCUUGUGAAGGGGCUGCAGGCUUCUGAAACAAAUCCAUAAACAAACAACCUCAUUCAACUCAGCCUU
Messenger RNA from Cucurbita pepo subsp. pepo (vegetable marrow), 2465 nucleotides. Lineage: Eukaryota; Viridiplantae; Streptophyta; Magnoliopsida; Cucurbitales; Cucurbitaceae. The record is from RefSeq and is a predicted model, not a curated record.